Paramecium octaurelia is the source of this 3232-nucleotide messenger RNA. The record is from the annotation of a GenBank genome assembly. NCBI's taxonomy places the organism in Eukaryota, Ciliophora, Oligohymenophorea, Peniculida, Parameciidae.
AUGAACGAAUACAAGGAUGAUAUUCACAAAACUAUUGAUUAUAAUGAAACUGUUUAUUAAGAGGGGAUGUUUUAAACAACAUAUUCUAAAGUCAAUCAGAAUGCUUAAACUUCCAAUAAUACACUUUUUUCAUCCACUCUAAAUCAAUAUAGAAGAGUCCCCAUAUAAGAAUUAGAUUAAUUAACUUUUAUAAUUCUAGAUUGUGAUUAUAAAUAGAAUACAAAUUAAAUUAGACUGUUUGGUAUUACAGAUAAACAACAAUCUUUAGAAAUUAAGAUAAUAGACUAUUUUCCUUAUUUCUAUAUUUCUUUUCCUUCAAAAUUAGUUAGAGAUGAUAAAGAUAUUGAUUAUUUUUUACUGUAAUUUAAUAAUUAUCUUUAUAAAAAUGGGAUUACCACUGAAUCAUAAGCAAUUAGAGAAAUUACUGUUGUCGAGAGUGAAAUUAUAAGAAAUUAUAAAGGUUAAAAUUAUCAAAAAGAACCUUUUUUAAAAUUAAGUUUUUAAAAUGUAAAUUCAAUGAAAAAAGCAGCUUAACUCAUAGAAAAAGGCUUAAAUCUAAAUGGCCUUUUGUUUGCUAGGUAAACUUAUGAAAAUAAAAUAACAUAUCCAUUAAAAUUUAUGAUUGAUUUAAAUUUAAGAGGCAUGGGAUGGGCAAUGGCUAAAAAUCUGAAAGAGGAUGGAGAGUCAAAUUGUUAAAAAUGUUACAUAGCAAAAACUGAAGAUAUUAGUCCUCAUGAAGAUUAAUAGCAUAUACCAAACUUAAGAAUAAUUAGUCUUGACAUUCAAACAAUUUUUCCAUAAAAAAUAACACUUGAUUCUUCUAAAGAAAUUAUUGUCAUUACUUGUGUAAUAAAAAUCAAUCCGGAAGUGGAGAGACGAAUUGUAUUUACCUAAAACAAAUGCUAAGAAAUAAUUAAUACUAUAAUCAUUUAAUCUGAAAAUGAAAUAGAUUUAUUAAAAUAAUUUAACUAAUUUUUUCUAUCUUUUGAUCCUGAUGUUAUUACAGGUUACAAUCUACAUGAUGAGAUAUUACCUUUAAUUAUGUAAAGAUCAAGAACUUUGGGACUUAAUUCUCAGUAUUUGAAUUAUGGCAGAUCAAAAAAUGAGGAAAGUCUAAUAUCUAAUGGUAGAUUCUUUAGUACUGUAAUGAGAAUGAGAGAAACCAAAUUUGUUGAAACAAAUGGUAGAAUUCAAUUAGAUACUUUGAUUUGUAUGUUGAGAGACACAAAAAUAUCUUAGUAUUCGCUUGGAAGUAUUUAUUAUUCGCUUUUUAAUCAAUAAAUAGAAAUAUACGAUUAAGAAACUAUCUUAUAAUUAUAUGAAUAAAACAAUAUUAAAAGAAUAUCUACAUAUAGUUUAAGAAAGUCAGAAGCUUGUUUAGAAGUAUUGCUUUAUAAAGGAUGGAUUUACACAUAUGCAGAAAUUUCAAAAGUUACUGGAGUACCAAUUGACUACAUUAUAUAGAGAGGUCAAUCGAUUAAAGUUUUGUCAUAAUUACUUCGAUAGACCAAAAAAGAUGGUUAUUUGGUUCCUGAUGAAAAUCAUCUUAUAAAGCCAGAUACAACUAAUUUAAAAGGAGCUUUGGUUUUAGAACCUAAAAAAGGUUUUUAUAAGAUACCAUUAGCUCUCUUUGAUUUUGUAUCCUUGUACCCAAGUAUAAUCAUAGCUUAUAACAUGUGCUACACAACAAUAAUUAAAGAUUAUUCUAUCAAGUUAAAUGAAGAUGAUUACCAUAUCAUUCCAGAAUUUGGGCAUAAAUUUGUUAAAUAGCAUAUAAAAAAGGGAAUAUUGCCAUAAAUUUUAGAGAAUUUGUUAGCAAAGAGAGCAGUAACAAAACAAGAAUUAAAGUAGGAAGAAGACAAGUAAAAGAAAAGUCUAUUGGAUGCUAGAUAGCAAGCAUUAAAAAUCGCAGCCAAUUCAAUCUUUGGAUUUACUGGCUGUGCUGAACAUGGGUAUCUUCCCUGUUUAGAAAUCACGUAAUCUAUACUCAGGGUAGGAAGAGCCAUAUUAUAAAAUUCGAUAUCUAUUAUUAAUAACAAUUAUCCUAAUGCAGAAAUCUUAUAUGGAGACACAGAUUCAUUAUUAAUAAAUUUCAAAAUUUAAAAUUUAAGUGAUGUAUUUAAUAUCUCAAUUGAGGCAUCUAAUCUAGUAACUAGCUCUUUUCCAAAGCCAAUAAGACUUUCCUUUGAGAAAAUGUACAACCCAUUUUUGUUGGUCUGUAAAAAACGUUAUGUUGGAUUACCUUGGAAGAAUGAAUUGGUAACUGAUAAGAUUGAGUAAAAAGGAAUUUGUACAGUUAGGAGAGACAAUACUUAAUUCUUAAAAGAUCUGUUGAAUUAGGUGUUACAUGAGAUACUAAUUGAAUAAAAUAAUAAAAAAGCUGUCAGCAUUGUGAAAGAAAAGAUUCAAUAACUCUUAAAUGGGGAAAUAAACAUUUCAAAUUUAAUCAUAUCGAAAUCUUUAUCGAUAAAAAUACAAGUGCCAGAUUUUGUUGAUGAGGAUUUAAUAAAUAAAGAGGAAGAAUUUCAUUCAUAUCCAGAUAAGUAUCAUGAUACAAGCGACUUUAGGAAAUAACCACAUGUCAAAGUUGCCUAAGAAAAAGUAAAAAAUAAAUAAAUUAAUACAUUUCAAAAAGGCGAUAGAAUAUCUUAUGUUAUUGUAGAGAAUAUACCUGGGUAACAAUUAUCAGAAAAUGCCUAAGAUCCGUUAGAGGCCUUUAAAAAUAACUAUAAAUUAAAUAUUUAGUACUACAUUAACUAAAUAAAAAUACCCAUCAUCCAUAUUUUAGAACACAUAAUACCAAAUCCAGAAGCCUUAUUUAAUUUGAAUUAAUAUUAAUCUGUUCCUAAAAAAUCUUUCUGCAAUGUAGUUCAAAACAAUGGUUCUAAAAAGGCUCUAAACAAAUAUUUAAAGAAGAAAAUUACUUGUGUAAAUUGCAGAGACGAAGUUCCCAUAAAUAAACCAAUUUGUUUCAAUUGCAGAUCUCAAUAGUCUGAAAUACUAUUUAAGAUAUCUCAAGUAUAUCUUAAAUUAUAUUAUUUAGCAACUUAUUAAUUCUCAAAAUCGCUUUUAGAAAUAUAACAUGACUUGUCAAUAAUGUUAGUAAAGUUAAUUUGAUUAAGUAAUUUGCAAAAACGAGGAAUGCCAUACAUACUAUAAAAGAAACCAAGAAUAAAUAGUCCUUCAGAAUGUUUGGGAUAAAUACGAAUAAAUAUUUAAUUGCUAGUGGUGA